AUGGCUGCUGUGGCAAUCACUACUGUGCUGCUUCUUUUGUCUUUUUCAGUAAAUUCACAGAAAGAGAAUACAGGAAGGAUCAUCGGGGGUCAGGAGGUCGAACCAUACUCUAUCAAAUACCAGGCAUCCCUUCAGACUGAGGUCGGGGAUCACUAUUGUGGAGCCACGCUAGUUCACCCAGAGUGGGUGGUAUCUGCUGCCCACUGCUGGAGACCGAGUAAUUUUAUGAGGGUUGUGCUAUGUGAGCACAGCCUGAUCAAAACAGAGGGAUUUGAACAGAUCUUCAAUGUCUCAAAGAUAUAUGUACACAAUUAUAAUUUCAGGACAUAUGAGAAUGACAUCAUGCUUAUUAAGCUUAGCAGACCAGCACAGCUGAAUGCUUAUGUUCAGCCAGUUCUGAUACCUGAUGAAGGUACCCCUCCCUUUAGUGGCACCUGCAUAGUGAGUGGCUGGGGAGUGACACAGGUUUACAGUUACACCCUCUCCCCUGUGCUACGUGCUGUGGAUGUAAGAGAAAUACCUUAUUGCACUUGGUAUUACUGGGGCAGGAUCAAACCAGGUAUGCUUUGUGCUGGAUCUCCAUACGGGGGAAAGGACUCUUGCCAGGGCGACUCCGGGGGCCCCCUUGUCUGCAAUGGCUACUUUGAGGGCAUUGUCUCCUGGGGUAUUGGCUGUGCAAAUCAGUACUACCCUGGUGUCUACACCAGAGUCAGGAGCUAUAUUCAGUGGAUUAACUGGGUUAUUGACAACACACCCUGA
Pundamilia nyererei is the source of this 759-nucleotide messenger RNA. Its product is annotated as trypsin-3. Gene Ontology annotation, molecular function: serine-type endopeptidase activity. NCBI's taxonomy places the organism in Eukaryota, Metazoa, Chordata, Actinopteri, Cichliformes, Cichlidae. The record is from RefSeq and is a predicted model, not a curated record. The coding region runs from base 1 to 759 and encodes 252 amino acids. Gene Ontology annotation, biological process: proteolysis. The transcript has 5 exons.